Eruca vesicaria subsp. sativa (arugula) is the source of this 1719-nucleotide messenger RNA. Lineage: Eukaryota; Viridiplantae; Streptophyta; Magnoliopsida; Brassicales; Brassicaceae. The record is from the annotation of a GenBank genome assembly.
AUGGCGUUCGCGAAGGCACCAAGACUAGGUAAAGAUGAUACACUUGGAAAUCGAGAGAAAUAUACUAAGGUCACAAGAAAAGCACUGGCUGAUUUGAGUAAUCUUGGUGGGAACACUUUAAGGCCAGCGCUUCCUGGCAGCAGUACCAUGAGCAUAUCUUUCUUCUGUUCUAAAGUCAUCGUAUUGAACAUGACAAUGCAGGAAAUGGAAGGGUGUAAAAUGUGCAAAUCCGCAAAGGUGAACGAAAGUAAUAGAACAACAGAAGUUGGAAACACUGGCACUUAUAAGACAGAUCAGAAAAUCAUCAAAAACAAAAUUCCGAGCCUUGGAUCAACUGCUGGUGGAACAAGAAAGUGUGUACCAGCUUUAAAAAGAACAAGCCUCACAGACAAGAACACGAAGAAGGAAAAUGUCUCAAGCCUAGAUUCAAAACAAUUGGGUCAAGGUCCAGCCGGUAAAGUCAGCAACAAAGCCCACCUAAGCAGUGCCAGAAGCUGUACCUGGAAAACUCGGACAAGUGUCGGUUCUAUACCACCGGACUGCACCAACCAGAAAAAGAAUAACGUACGUAUCGCAAGGAAAUCUAUCAAGAUCCAGACAACUGUGAAGACCUCGCUGCAAAACCGUAGUCCUCUUAAGAAGCCCCCGGUCAGUAGAAGUAAAUCAAGAUCUAUUCUUUCAGUCCCUCCUUCUGAAAAAGCUGCUUCGGCAUUGUCAAUUCCGGAACAGAUUGAAACAGAAGGUCUUAAAGAAGAUACUCAAGAAGAGAGUUCAUCUAAUGGCAAAACAGACUCGGCUACGAAAAUGUUGGAUGUUACAGCGAGACCAAAAUCAAAGCGUAGAAAGUCUUUCACAUCUCUACUAGUGACUGGAUCAAAGAACAAUGAUGAAACUGCACAGCAAGAAAAACUUCCCAACAUUGAUGAUGAAUCCAAUCAGCUGGAAGUUGCUCAAUAUGUGGGCGACAUAUAUCAGUUCUAUUGGACUGCUGAGGCGUUAAAUCCAGCUUUGGGAUACUACUUGUCAACUCCGACAAAAGCUAAUCCAACUACGCGUGGAAUUUUGAUAAACUGGCUUAUAGAAGUUCAUUCCAAAUUUGAUCUGAUGCAUGAGACUCUCUACCUCACAAUGAAUUUAUUGGAUCGUUACCUCUCCCAAGUUCCAGUAGAAAAAAAUGAGAUGCAAUUGAUUGGUCUUACUGCACUCUUACUAGCAUCUAAAUACGAGGACUAUUGGCAUCCUAGAAUCAAAGACUUGAUUAGCAUCUCCGCAGAAACGUACACAAGAGAACAAAUCCUGGGAAUGGAGAGGAUUAUGCUCAAACAGUUAAAGUUCCGAUUGAAUGAACCGACCCCUUACGUUUUCAUGUUGAGGUUCCUAAAAGCUGCUCAAUCAAACAAGAAGCUUCAACAACUCUCCUUCUACCUAAUAGAGCUGUGUUUGGUCGAGUAUGAAGCCUUGAAGUUCAAGCCUUCGUUGCUUUGCGCAUCAGCCAUCUACGUAGCCCACUGCACUUUACAUAUGACUCCAGUCUGGACUGCGCUCCUAAACAGCCAUACGCACUACAAUGUCUCCCAAAUGAAGGAUUGUUCUGACUUGAUCCUAGGGUUCCAUAAAGCAGCAAAGACAGGAAAACUGAGGGUCACUUAUGACAAGUACAUGAAACCAGAACGAAGUAACGUCGCAGUCUUGAAACCCUUGGACAAGCUUCCUCUCUAA